CGAUCAGUGCCACAGCAGUGCCACCUGUCAGUGUCCAUCAGUGCCAGCUGUCAGUGCUCAUCCAUGCCACCUGCCGGUGCCCAUCAGUGCCACAUCAAUGCCACAUUUCAGUGUCUACCAGUGCACAUCAAUGCCACAUAUCAGUGCCCAUCUGAGCUGCCUUUCAAUGCCACCCAUCAGUGCCAGUCAGUGCCACUUAUCAAUGCCAGUCAGUGCCACCUAUCAGUGCUGCCAAUCAGUGCCACCUAUCAGUGC
Staurois parvus is the source of this 255-nucleotide messenger RNA. Lineage: Eukaryota; Metazoa; Chordata; Amphibia; Anura; Ranidae. The record is from the annotation of a GenBank genome assembly.